Messenger RNA from Electrophorus electricus (electric eel), 3356 nucleotides. It is a transcript of the gene dolpp1, whose product is annotated as dolichyldiphosphatase 1. Gene Ontology annotation, molecular function: dolichyldiphosphatase activity. The record is from RefSeq and is a predicted model, not a curated record. Gene Ontology annotation, cellular component: intracellular membrane-bounded organelle; endoplasmic reticulum membrane. Gene Ontology annotation, biological process: protein N-linked glycosylation; lipid biosynthetic process. NCBI's taxonomy places the organism in Eukaryota, Metazoa, Chordata, Actinopteri, Gymnotiformes, Gymnotidae.
CAUCCUGAUUGGCUGAAGACUCUCGGUGGCUCCAACGUGAUUGGGCAAUGCUCGACGCCCGGUGUCCGGGUAAGAUGGCGUCGGGAGAGCAGUGCUCGGCACCACCUCGAUGGCAGUCGAUAUCUUUAACACACGUAGAGUAUCCGACUGGUGAUCUGACAGGACAGAUACUGGCCUACAGCAGUCUGUUGCCUAUGGCGAUCCUUGUUGGCUUUGUCACGCUCAUCGUCUUCAAGAGGGAAUUACACACGAUCUCCUUCUUUGGUGGUUUGGUGAUAAACGAAGGGCUGAACUGGGUACUGAAGCACAUAGUCCAGGAGCCCCGCCCAUGCGGAGGAGAGCACAGCGCUGUGACGACAGAGUAUGGAAUGCCUUCCAGCCACUCCCAAUUCAUCUGGUUCUUCAUCGUUUACUUCCUCCUCUUCCUCUAUUUGAGAAUGCAUCAGACAAACAACGCCAGGUGUGUGGAGUUGUUAUGGAGACAUGUGCUGUCAGUCAUCCUACUGGGCGUGGCUUUGUCCGUGUCGUAUAGCAGAGUUUACCUGCUCUACCACACCUGGAGGCAGGUGGUCUAUGGGGGUGUGGCUGGAAUGGUGGUGGGAGUGGUCUGGUUUUUCAUCACACAGGAAGUGCUGACGCCGAUCUUCCCCAAGAUUGCAGCCUGGCCCAUAUCAGAGUUUUUCCUCAUAAGGGAUACAAGUCUCAUUCCAAAUAUUCUCUGGUUUGAGUACACGGUCACCAGAUCAGAAGCCAGAAACAGACAACGAAAACUGGGAACCAAACUUCAGUGAUCUGCGGUCUGCUAGUUCACACUGACGAAAAGGACCCCAGACACACACAAACACACGCAUGCACACACACUCACUCUCCCUCUCUCUCUCUCUCUCCUCUCUCUCUCUCUCGCUUUCGUUCAUGUGCACACAAACAUGCACUCACACACAUGCGUGCGCACACAUACCCCUACCAACAAACCUACAUUCUUUAACACACUGGAGAUUUUAGCACCUGGACUGUUACGAUCGAGUUUUGAGGGCAGGACCUUUUUCAGGUGGACCAAAGGAGAGAGGUCAGCCCUGACCAUCAUCAGAAUUCUGCCCCCCCUCACCACGGCCCAAACUGGAUCUGUGUUCCUAAUGCAUGCCGACCAUGCAAGAAGCAAAGCUAUGUCGUGAGAAAUGUAAUAUAUAUUUUAACCAUUAACGCACGUGGGCAAAAACAAACACUAAAACAAACGUAUGUUGAGUGAAGGGGGAGGGGCCGGAAGGGGUGAUUGAAGAGCUGGUGACUAGCAAUGCCGCAGCAUGACAUUAGUGAACUGCGCUUGUUUUUGUAUUUCAUAACUGUUGUUGGAGUGGGAAGGCUUUCUUGCAGCACGGUGGGGAUAGCUGGCCUACUAGAAUGGGUGGGUAGUAGUAGUGACCCUUUUUUGUAUGUUUUUGUUUUCUAAAACCUGUCCUUGUGUUUUCAUACUUGUGUAAUAUGUAAUAUCAAGCAAGAUGAUUUGCACUUUGUGAAUUUGAACGAAAUGCUAAACUUUUUGUUAUGUUUAUUAACACUAGUUACGUCGAAUGCGCUCUCUCUCUGUCGGGGCUUUAUUUAGUAGGCUGUACUCUGCUGUUUGUGGCGGGCACAGCUGCCCCUUUGGAGCCCUUGUUCCUUGCGAGUGGAGCUCCAUGCGGCCGUCCCCAGGGACCGGGCUCUGUGGCCAAGCUUGGUGCCCUGCUCUGGUUCAGGCCGGGGUCCCCAGACCCAACGCCCGUCUUCCUGUGGACCCCUGGCGCUUCAGAAGUAGGGUUAUUGGAGGUGCUGCGGAUGGAUUCUCCUAGACUGGCUCAGGCCCCUGCUUCAGUUGGUAUGACCUGUCCUGACCCGACCUGACCUAACCUGACCCGAUCUGAUAGGCACUACCCCUUGAAAGGUAAGCCGCGUAGCCCAGGCAGGGAAACGCCUGAUCCGUGUAAAAGGAUGAGGAGGACCUCACACUGACUGCCUCUCUCUCUCUCUCUCUCUCUCUCUCUCCUCCCAGCUCCCCUCACACUGACACUCUCUCUCUCUCUCUUCUCUCUCUCUCUCCCAGCUGCUGUCUCUAGCUCUUUGCAUUGCACAGUGGGGACCAAGGAAGUACAGGCAUGUUUCAGCGUCUGUAUGCUUUCCCCUUUCAGAAUGCAUUCGACCCCCCUCUAACAUGGGGAGGUGGUUUUAAACAGGACCCGCCAUGCAUAAUCCCAGUAGAGGUCCCUCCCUGCAUAAUCCCAGCAUUCCGAGAUGUGCUGGAUAAGGUCCCCGACACCAGCAUGCUGCAGGGAUUCUCCGUGGAACACCAUUGCACUCCGUCAUCACAUAAACCUUUUAAACAGUGGGGCGGAAGUAGGCCAGCGUGUUGGAAUUCAGAGAGGAAAUGCCAUCUGGCUUUUUUUUUUUUUUUCUUUUUUUUUUUUACAGCCCCCCCCCCCCCCCGUUUUAUUUUUAUUUUCCCCAUUCCUUUUGUCCGUCGUGUCGCUGCACGUCCGUUCAAACCUUCUGCUCGCGGAGGUUCAGCUUCCAGAGGCUGAACGAGGGGCUGGGGGUGAGGGAUGCGGGGGGGGGGCGGAGCCUCCGCAACCCAAAGCUCAGGGGAAACCUUCAUCACGCGGCAAUGGUGAUGCCGAAGAGGAUGGUGGAGUUGUCCUGUCGCCCUGCCUGUGGAGAGAGUCGUCGGGACGGGACACUCGUACAGGGAAGGCACAAUACUGCAUAGCUCUUUUAGAUUAUUAUUUUUUUUUUUAUUUUGUUAUAUUUUAUUGUGUAAUUCAUAUCAGGCUGAAUAAAAAAAGAAGAAUAUCUUUUGUCUCUCAGUUUGGGAUCCUUACGCAGAAGUUGCCAAAUGUACUGUUUUCAACUGCUGGCAACACAACGAAAGGUAUCGACAGUUAAUUAAACAUUUAUCAAACGUAAUAAACAAUUUAGAGAACAUGUGCCUAUAAACCCUUUGAUUACAUGAAUCCCCCCCCGUUUGAUGUCCUCGUCCACUUUCCGGCAACCCUGCCGCUCGUCUGAUGAGAGACGCAAGACAUAGUGGCACGUGGUAAUAACACUAACAGAUUUUGUCCCAUGCAAAAAAUACCUGUUUGUGUGUGUUUGCACGCGGAAUCCAAAUUUGGUUUAAGAAUUUGUGUGUCGGCUCUUUAGCUCUACUUGUGCAUGUAUAUUUUUUGCGUAAUAUGGAAGAGGUACUAUGCAAAGUGCCCUCUGUGGAGAGGGGUGCUCCCGAGGCCAAAUGUAGAUGAAAUCAUACAUCUGUAUGUUAGAAAACUACAUUUCUAUAUAUGCUAAGUGUUAUAACAUCCUAGUUUAUCAAUAAAAUUCUAUAUACUUAU